This is a messenger RNA of Anopheles coluzzii, 1457 nucleotides long. It is a transcript of the gene EloC, whose product is annotated as elongin-C. The coding region runs from base 284 to 631 and encodes 115 amino acids. The record is from RefSeq and is a predicted model, not a curated record. Lineage: Eukaryota; Metazoa; Arthropoda; Insecta; Diptera; Culicidae. Gene Ontology annotation, cellular component: elongin complex. Gene Ontology annotation, molecular function: protein-macromolecule adaptor activity. The transcript has 3 exons. Gene Ontology annotation, biological process: ubiquitin-dependent protein catabolic process.
UCUCCCCUUCUCAUCCCCCACACACUCUCGCUACCGUAUGUUGAUUCCGGUUCAUUUUUCCUGUGCCUGCAUUUACCUGUGUGUGCAAAUCGAAACGGGUGCUUAUUAAACUCCAGCACUCCCGUCCGUGCGUUGUUUGCGGGACGUCUUAGGGGUCAUUUUGCGUUUCGCCUUACUGCUUCCCGAUUGCCGCUUCCGCUGUAUUGUAACAGCACCCCUUGGCCCUCUUUCCGUGCGAUAUCAGCGAGUCGGCACUCACACACCGCGCCAUAACAGCAACAACAUGGAGGAACGCACCGGAACCGAGCGGAUCUAUGGCGGAUGCGAAGGACCGGACGCGAUGUACGUGAAGCUGAUCUCGUCCGACGGGCACGAGUUUAUCGUGAAGCGCGAGCACGCCCUUACCUCCGGCACGAUCAAGGCGAUGCUUUCCGGCCCGGGCCAGUUUGCCGAGAAUGAGGCGAACGAGGUCAACUUUAGAGAAAUACCCUCACACGUGCUCGAAAAGGUCUGCAUGUACUUCACGUACAAGGUGCGCUACACAAACAGCUCGACGGAAAUACCCGAGUUCCCAAUCGCACCGGAGAUUGCGCUCGAGCUCCUGAUGGCCGCCAACUUCCUCGACUGCUAGGGGGACCACGCGCGCGACCCGCUCUGUGGGUGUGAUACACUCUCUGGUUUUAGUUCUUUUUUUUCGGGUUUUCCAUCACCAUAUGCUGUUUUGGGUUUCCGUUUCCUUAUUUUUAUUUUAUUUUUUGUAUAAACCUAGGACCCUCCCCUCUCCUCCCUUUGCACUGAUUGGGCUGAUAAAACAAAACCAUAAAUAUACACAUUAAUGACAAACAUCCAAAUAGAAUUGUUACCCUUUCCCUAUCUAACUCUCUCUCUCUCUACACCAGUAAAGGCACCUUUGCAUAUGUGUUAAUAAGCCGCUUAAUUGAGGUUGAAAAUUCGUUCGUAUAAAAAAAACAAAUCUUAGCUUAAAGCUAACUAUUAGCCAACACAAUACGGAAUGUGAAUUUACUGCAAUUUAAUCUUCCCCUUUGACUCGGAGAAAGCCGCUCCUUCCAUCGUCUCGUUCUUCUGAAAUACUCCAAGCAGAAAGAUUUUUUCUUGUUGUGAAAGGGACAAGGAUACAUAUAGAAUAUUCGGUAGCCUGAAACACACCUGGAUAGACGCCUUAACGGGAGGUGGCUGAAGCUGUUGAUCAUCGGGUUGUUGUAUUGGUUCGAGCAAUAGUCAGCAGCAUAGUGUGAGAGCCAACAAGAAGAAGGUGCAAAUUACAGUUUUCCCACACCUAUAUAUGUGUGUGUGAGCGUGUAUAAAAUUAUCAGCUGGCAUUUUUCGUUUUUCCGUUUCUUUUGUAUUAUGUUAAUUUCUCUGCUCUAUACCAUAAUAACGAUUUAUACGAGUAAUAAGAAUAAAAAUGAGUUUGUCGAAGAAAUUUGAUAAAGGAA